Molecule: messenger RNA, 7931 nt
Organism: Triplophysa rosa
Lineage: Eukaryota; Metazoa; Chordata; Actinopteri; Cypriniformes; Nemacheilidae
Product: scavenger receptor cysteine-rich type 1 protein M160-like
Exons: 30
Coding region: 1-7845 (2614 amino acids)
Cellular component (GO): membrane
Source: RefSeq, a predicted model, not a curated record
AUGUUGUUGUCCUUGUGCCUGGUUCUCUUGCUUGAUUUUGGAAAAGGACCUCAAGUCGAAGCUUCUGUGACGUUGGUGAACGGUUCCAACUCUUGUGCUGGACGAGUUGAGGUUUAUUAUAAUGGAAUUUGGGGAACGGUGUGUGAUGACCUGUGGGAUAUAUCAGAUGCAACAGUGGUGUGUAGACAGAUGGGCUGUGGAACUGCUGUAGAAGUGAAUAUGGCUGCUUAUUUUGGACAAGGUUCAGGGCAAAUAUGGAUGGAUGAUGUAGGUUGUGUUGGCAGUGAGUUCACACUGCUUAACUGUGGACACCCGGGUUGGGGAGUACAAAACUGUGGACACACUGAAGACGCUGGAGUCACUUGUCAAGGAUCGAUCUCUGUUAGGAUGGUGAACGGUGACAAGUCUUGUUCUGGACGAGUUGAGAUUAAUUAUCAUGGUCAGUGGGGAACGGUGUGUGAUAAUGGCUGGGAUCUGUCGGAUGCUGCGGUGGUGUGUGGAGAGCUGGACUGUCCAGGUGCUGUAGAGGCGAAGCUUGGUGCUUAUUUUGGUCAAGGUUCCGGAAAAGUAUGGAUGGAUGCGGCACAAUGUUCUGGUGCCGAGGCUUCAUUGGUGAGCUGUUCGUCCACGAGAUGGGACAUACCGAGCUGUAGCCAUGCGAAAGAUGCUGGAGUCGUCUGUAUACGUGAGCUAAAAAUCCUCAUUGCAUGUUGUUCACCCAAAAACAGAAAUGAAAGUUUAGCUGCGGUCAGGUUGGUGAACGGCCCCGACUCUUGUUCUGGACGAGUGGAGGUUUAUCAUAACGGCGUAUGGGGAACCGUGUGUUCAGAUCUCUGGGAUGCUCUUGAUGCUACGGUGGUGUGUAAAGAACUGGGAUGUCCAACCGGUGCCGAAGCAGUCAAAUACUCCUACUUUGGAUCUGGUUCGGGAAAUAUAUGGAUGGAUGAUGUUCAGUGUACAGGGAGUGAAUCCACACUAAGGAGCUGUGCGUUUUAUGGAUGGGGAUCGCACAGCUGUGAUCACACGCUUGAUGCUGGAGUCAUCUGUCGAGAUGUUAGACUGGCAAAUGGACUUAAGUGGUGUGCUGGAAGAGUGGAGGUCUUACAUAACGGUCAGUGGGGAACUGUGUGUGAUAAUGGCUGGGAUGUAUCAGACGCUACAGUGGUGUGUGAAGACAUGGGUUGCGGGACUCCUGCAGUAGUAAGGACCGGGGCUUAUUUCGGUCAGGGUUCGGGGUCCGUGUGGAUGGAAGAUGUGAGCUGUGCUGGGAAUGAGUCAAAAGUGACCCAGUGUCCAGCAAAGCGAUUAGGAACAGCCAACUGCAGCCAUACCCAAGAUGCUGGAGUCUCCUGUAGAGAUGAAAAGCUGGUGGGUGGUACCGGUCCAUGUGAUGGCAGAGUUCAGGUGUCUUACAGUGGUCAGUGGGGUGCUGUGUGUCACACUAACUGGGGUCUGGAUGAUGCCACGGUUUUGUGUCGAGAGCUGGGCUGUGGGAAACUUAUACAGGCAACCUCAUAUUCGGGUCCAGUGUAUGGGAACAAAUGGAUGGAUUAUCUUGAAUGUACAGGAACGGAGUCGACACUGCGGAAAUGCCCGUUUACCGGAUGGGGUGUGAGCAGUUGUGGGGACGGACUUUAUGCAGGAGCCGUUUGCAACAGUGUUAAACUGGUGAAUGGAACUAACCAGUGUUCUGGAAGAGUGGAGGUCUUAUAUUAUGGUCAGUGGGGAACAGUGUGUAGUGCUGGCUGGGAUUUAACAGAUGCUGCAGUCGUGUGUAAAACCGUGGGAUGCGGGCCUCCUGUAGCAGUAAAGCCUGGAGCUUUCUUCGGAGAGGGUUCGGGACCCGUGUGGCUGGAUGAUUUGAGAUGUACCGGGACUGAGUCAUCAGUGAAAAACUGUCCAUCAAAGGCUUUAGGAACAAGCAACUGCACCCAUAAAAAUAUCGCUGGAGUCAUCUGUCAACCUGCGGUCAGGCUGGUGAACGGCCCCGACUCUUGUUCUGGACGAGUGGAGGUUUAUCAUAACGGUGUAUGGGGAACCGUGUGUUCAGAUAUCUGGGAUGCUCUUGACGCUACAGUGGUGUGUAAAGAACUGGGAUGUCCGACAAAUUCUGAAGCAGUCAAAUAUUCCUACUUUGGACCCGGUACGGGAAAUAUAUGGAUGGACGACGUUCAGUGUACAGGGACUGAGUCGUCACUAAAGGACUGCAGGUUUUAUGGAUGGGGAUCACACAACUGUGAUCAUACACAUGAUGCUGGAGUUUUCUGUCGAGAUGUUAGGCUGGUAAAUUCAGGCAGUCUGUGUUCUGGAAGAGUGGAGGUCUUACAUAAUGAUCAGUGGGGAACGGUCUGUGAUGCUGGCUGGGAUUUAAGAGACGCUUCAGUGGUGUGUAAAAACAUGGCUUGCGGGACUCCUUUAGCAGCAAAGAUCGGAGCUUAUUAUGGUCAGGGUUCAGGAUCUGUGUGGAUGGAAGAUGUGAGCUGUACUGGAAAUGAGACAUCAGUGACACAAUGUCCAUCAAACGGAUUAGGAGCAGCCAACUGCACCCAUACCCAAGAUGCUGGAGUUAUCUGUCGUGAUGUAAAGCUGGUGGAUGGGACCGGUCUAUGUGAUGGCAGAGUUCAGGUGCUUUAUAAUGGUCAGUGGGGUCCUGUGUGUCACACUGGUUGGGGUCUGCUAGACGCCAGGGUUUUGUGUCUGGAGCUGGGCUGUGGUGAAGUUAUAGAAACAUCCUCGUAUUCUGCAACAGUUCACGGGCCAAAAUGGAUGGAUAAUGUGGCAUGUACAGGAACGGAGUCGACACUGCGGAGCUGUCCGUUUACCGGAUGGGGUGUGAGCAGUUGCGGGGAUGGACUUUACGCAGGAGUUGUUUGCCACAAUGUAAAACUGGUAAAUGGGGGUAACCAGUGUUCUGGAAGAGUGGAGGUCUUACACAACAAUCUGUGGGGAACGGUCUGUGAUGAUGGCUAUGAUUUUAAAGAUGCUACAGUGGUGUGUAAACAAGUAGGUUGUGGGCUCCCUAUAGAAGUAAAGCCUGGAGCUUUCUUCGGAGAGGGUUCAGGACCCUUGUGGAUGGAUGAUUUGAGAUGUACUGGGACUGAGUCAUCAGUGAAAAAUUGUCCAUCAAAGGCUUUAGGAACAAGUACAUGCAGCCAUGAACAAGAUGUUGGAGUCACCUGUCGCCGUAGCUCAUAUGUGAAACUAAUAUUUCCUGCAGAAGUAAAACUGGUGGAUGGUACCGGUCCAUGUGAUGGAAGAGUUCAGGUGCUUUAUAAUGGUCAAUGGGGUUCAGUUUGUCACACUAACUGGGGUCUUGAAGAUGCCACGGUUUUGUGUCGAGAGCUGGGCUGUGGUGAAGCUUUACAGGCAACCUCAUAUUCAGGUUCAUAUCUUGAGUCAAAAUGGAUGGAUUAUCUUGGAUGUACAGGAAAGGAGGCGUCAGUGCGGAGCUGUCCGUUUACAGGAUGGGGCGUGAGCAGUUGUGGCAACGGACUUUACGCUGGAGCUGUUUGCAAGAAUGUUAAACUGAUGAAUACAACUAAUCCGUGUUCUGGAAGAGUGGAGGUCUUAUAUAAUGGUCAGUGGGGAACCGUUUGUGAUGAUGGCUGGGAUUUAACAGACGCUGCAGUCGUGUGUAAACACAUGGGUUUUGGGACUCCUAAAACCGCGACGACCGGAGCUUUCUUCGGACAGGGUGUAGGACCCGUGUGGCUGGCUGAUGUGAGAUGUACCGGGACUGAGUCAACGUUGAAAUAUUGUCCAUCAAAAACAGUGGGGACAAGUACCUGCAGCCAUGCAAAAGAUGCUGGAGUCAUCUGUAACCCUCCCGUCAGGUUGGUGAACGGCCCCUACUCUUGUUCUGGUCGAGUGGAGGUUCUUCAUUAUGGAACAUGGGGAACUGUCUGUAUGGAUGUCUGGGAUGCUCUUGAUGCAGCAGUGGUGUGUAGAGAACUGGGAUGUCCAUCCCAUGCGGAAGCAAAAAGAUUUUCUUACUUUGGACCCGGUACGGGAACAAUAUGGAUGGACGACGUUCAGUGUACAGGGACUGAGUCGUCACUGAAGGAUUGUGUAUUUUUCGGAUGGGGAUCGCACAACUGUGAUCAUACACAUGAUGCUGGAGUCAUCUGUCGAGAUCUUAAACUGGCAGAUACUACUAGUCAGUGUUCUGGAAGAGUGGAGGUCUUAGACAACGAUGAGUGGGGAACGGUCUGUGAUGCUGGCUGGGAUUUAACAGACGCUGGAGUGGUGUGUAAAAACAUGGGUUGCGGGACUCCUGUAGAAGCAACGAUCGGGGCUUAUUUCGGACAGGGUUCAGGAUCCGUGUUCCUAGAAGAUGUAGGCUGUACUGGGAAUGAGACAUCAGUGAUACAGUGUCCAUCAAAUGGAUUAAGAACAAGCACAUGCACCCAUAGAGACGAUGCUGGAGUCGUCUGUCGAGAAGUAAAGCUGGUGGAUGGUACCAGUCCAUGUGAUGGAAGACUUCGGGUGCUUUAUACCGGGCACUGGGGGUCAGUGUGUCACACUGGUUGGGGUCUGGAAGAUGCUACGGUUUUGUGUCGAGAGCUGGGCUGUGGUGAAGUUUUAGAGGUCACCUCAUAUGUGGGUCCAUAUGAUGGGCCAAAAUGGAUGGAUAAUGUGGCAUGUAGAGGAAAGGAGUUGACACUGAGGAGCUGUGGGUUUACCGGAUGGGGCGUGAGCAGUUGCGUAGGCGAAGGUUACGCAGGAGUUGUUUGCAACAAUAUUAAACUGGCUGAAGGAGCUCAUAUAUGUGCUGGUAGAGUGGAGGUCUUACAUAAUUUUAAGUGGGGAACGGUCUGUGAUGCUGGCUGGGAUUUAACAGACGCUGGAGUGGUGUGUAAAAACAUGGGCUGUGGGACACCUUUAGAAGCAAAGUCUGAGGCUUUCUUCGGACAGGGUUCAGGGACUGUGUUGAUGGAAGAUUUAAAAUGUACUGGGAAAGAGCUAACAGUGAAACAAUGUCCAUCCAUAGCACUUGGAACAAGUAUGUGCAACCAUAAACAAGAUGCUGGGGUCAUUUGUCGAGAUAUAAAGGUGGUCAAUGGUACGAGUCCAUGUGAUGGCAGACUUCAGGUUCUUUAUGAUCAGCAGUGGGGUACAGUGUGUUACAAUGGCUGGGAUGUGGAUGACGCUACAGUUUUGUGUAGUGAGCUGGGAUGUGGUGAAGUUGCAGUGCCAGUGCCAUAUAUGGGUCCGUUUGUUGGGCCAGUUUGGAUGGAUAAUGUUGCAUGUACAGGAAAAGAAUGGUUGUUACAUGACUGUUCGUUUACCGGAUGGGGUGUGAGCAGUUGUGCCAACGGACUUCACGCAGGAGUUGUCUGCAUCAGGUUUGUGAGAAAGAAUGUGGUAAAGAUUACCGUUUCCGUCGAGUAUGACAUUGAUGUCAAUGACCCGGUAAUCAAGAAGAGCAUUUUAGACGAGAUAAACAAAGUGGUUAAAAGCAGAGGAAAUUAUUUUGCAAUCUGGAAAACACAGCUUAAUGGGAUGGUAUUCCAAAAAAUAAAAACAUGCAUCACGAUGUAUUGCUUAUGGCUUUUUGUUCUCCUGUCGGAUUUCCAAAAAGGACCUGAAGCGGAAGCUCUUGUGAGGUUGGUGAACGGCGUGGACUCUUGUUCUGGUCGGGUGGAGGUUCAGUUUAAUGGACUUUGGGGCACGGUGUGUGACAGCGGAUGGGGUCUACCAGACGCUGCGGUGGUGUGUUAUGAGGCCGGCUGUGGGCCUGCUAUAGAAGCAAAGACGGGUGCUUUUUUUGGAGAAGGUUUAGGAGAUAUAUGGCGGAGUAACGUGACUUGUUUGGGCUCUGAAUCCUCCUUGAUGAACUGCCAGUGGCUUCAACAGGCCUGUACGCAUCAGAAUGACGCAGGAGUCGUGUGCCAAGCCUGGCCUUCUCUUAGGUUGGUGAGCGGCUUCGACUCUUGUUCUGGACGAGUGGAGGUUUUGCAUGAUGGUGUGUGGGGAACGGUGUGUGAUAAUGGUUGGGAUCUGUCGGAUGCUGCAGUGGUGUGUAAAGAAAUGGGUUGCGGUGUUGUCAUAGAGGCGAAGCUUGGUGCUCAUUUCGGUCAAGGUUCGGGACAAAUAUGGAUGGACGCUGUGCAGUGUGCUGGAAGUGAGGCUUCAUUGGAGAGCUGUGCGUCGACAACAUGGGGAACGGCGAGCUGUGACCAUUCAAAAGAUGCUGGAGUCAUCUGUACAUCUUCUUUGAGGUUGGCAAACGGCUACGACUCUUGUUCUGGACGAGUGGAGGUUCUUCAUAAUGGGAUAUGGGGAACGGUGUGUGAUGAUGGCUGGGAUUUAAUAGAUGCUGGGAUGGUGUGCCGAGAAGUGGGCUGUGGCAAUGUGAUAGAGGCAAAGAGUUAUGCAUUUUUUGGAGCAGGUACAGGACAAAUAUGGAUGGAUGAUGUGAGUUGUUCUGCGAGUGACCAAAAACUGAUCAAAUGUAUAUCCAAUGCAUGGGGAUAUCACAACUGUGUGCAUGAUGAAGAUGCUAGCGUCAUCUGCCAAUAUAUUGUUAGGUUGGUGAACGGCCCGUUCAGUGGCAGGCUGGAGGUUUUCCAUGAUGGAGAAUGGGGAACGGUGUGCGAUGAUGGCUGGGAUCUGUUAGAUGCUUCGGUGGUGUGCAGAGAACUGGGCUAUUGGAACGCUAAAGCUAUGAAAAACAGCUCUGUUUUUGGUCAGGGCACAGGACCCGUGUGGGUCAGGAAUGCACAAUGCAAUGGAGAUGAGACCAGUUUGAGGACCUGUCCAUCAAUGGUGUGGCAAUCCCAGAACUGCAGUCAUGACAAAGAUGUUGGGAUCGUCUGUACAGUGGUCCAGUUAACUGGUGGUGGUGGUGAGUGUUCUGGACGAGUGGAGGUUUAUCAUGAAGGCCAGUGGGGAGGCGUGUGUUCAGAUUCUUGGGAUUCCACAGACGCAGCAGUGUUGUGCAGGGAGUUGGGAUGUCCGAGCAAUGCUGUAGCAAAGAAAUGGUCUUAUUUCGGAUCGGGUUCGGGAUUAAUAUGGUUAGAAAGUGCUGACUGCACAGGAACUGAAUCAUCACUGAAAGAGUGCAAUUUAAAUACCUGGGGAGCAGAUGCAUGCAUUGGAAAUGAUGCUGGAGUCAUCUGUCGAGAUAUUCAACUGGUAAAUGGAGACAACGUAUGUUCUGGAAGAGUAGAAGUGUUUUAUAAUGGUCAGUGGGGAACAGUCUGUGAUGCUGGCUGGGAUUUAAUAGAUGCUUCAGUGGUGUGUAAACACAUGGAUUGUGGGACUCCUGUAACAGCAUGGCCCGGUGCUUUUUUCGGACAGGGUUCAGGACCCGUGUGGCUGGAUGAUGUGAGUUGUUUCGGGGAUGAGCCAACAGUAAAACAUUGUCUAUCAAAGGAAUUAGGAACAAGUACGUGCAGCCACAUACAAGAUGCUGGAGUCUCCUGUCAAAUUACAAAGCUGGUUGAUGGCCCCAAUCCGUGUGAUGGCAGACUUCAGGUUCUUUAUGAUCACCAUUGGGGGUCAGUGUGUAACACCGGUUGGGGUCUGGAAGAUGCUACAGUUUUGUGUCGAGAGCUGGGAUGCGGUGAAGCCCCAGUGCCAAUGGCGUAUGUGGGACCAUCUGUUGGGCCAGUAUGGAUGGACAAUGUCGCAUGUACAGGAACUGAGUUAAAAGUGCAAGACUGUCCGUUUACCGGAUGGGGUGUGAGCAGUUGUUUGGACGGACUCCACGCAGGAGUCAUGUGCAUCAAAUUUGUGAGAAGAGGUGUGGUGAGGAUUGAGGUUUCAGCUAAGACUGGCUUUGAUGUCAACGACAUAAAUUUUAAGAAGGACCUUUUGGAAAAGAUAAAGAAAGUGGUUUAAAGCAAAGGGGAUUAUUAUGUGAACUGGAGAACACAGCCCGACGGACAGAUAUUCCAAAAAUAUUCCACAUACACAACACAGCGACA